Messenger RNA from Gambusia affinis (western mosquitofish), 1954 nucleotides. RefSeq names its product forkhead box J1b (gene foxj1b). The record is from RefSeq and is a predicted model, not a curated record. The transcript has 2 exons. Gene Ontology annotation, biological process: regulation of DNA-templated transcription. Gene Ontology annotation, molecular function: DNA-binding transcription factor activity; sequence-specific DNA binding. Bases 153 to 1523 code for a protein of 456 amino acids. NCBI's taxonomy places the organism in Eukaryota, Metazoa, Chordata, Actinopteri, Cyprinodontiformes, Poeciliidae.
UCCGGUCUGUUUGCUUAACUGUUUUAUGUGAUUCUUUUCAUUUAUGAACUUUUCUGGGGUUUUUCUUGUUAAUUUUUCACAUUUUGAAGCGGCGAUCGGAACUUUAAAUGCGCUAAAAUCCCGCCGCCGCCCCAGACCGCGCAGACACCAGGAUGCCCGUCCUAUCGAGCCCAGACACCGCCAACAGGUUCAGGGACAGGUGGCUGGACCAGGCCGCCGGUUCCGGUUCUGCCCCCCUGGAUGACAGCCUCACCAGCCUCCACUGGUUGCAGAACUUCUCCAUCCUGAGCGCCGACCCGGAGCGGCUGGCCGGUACCGGCCCGGAGUGCCCGUCCUCCCACCACCACCUGCUCCUCAGGCGGCUCGGCUUCCCCAGAACCGGGACCGACUCUCCGUCCAGCCCGCCGGCCGGGGACACGGCGGCGGCCGCCGGGAUGCCGCGGUACCCGGGCAGCCCCGCCACUUCCGGCAGCCAGAGCACCGCCGCGCCGCCGCCGCGGUUCUCCCCGCUCCCCGCACCGGGCUUCCCGGUCCAGACGGGCCCGCCGGUGGAGGUUGACUACCGGAGCAACCCGAAGGUCAAGCCGCCCUAUUCCUACGCCUCCCUCAUCUGCAUGGCCAUGCAGGCCAGCAAGCAGCCCAAAGUCACGCUGUCCACCAUCUACAGCUGGAUCACAGACAACUUCUGCUACUACCGACACGCAGAGCCCAGCUGGCAGAACUCGAUCCGUCACAACUUGUCCCUCAACAAGUGUUUCAAGAAAGUCCCGAGGCAGAAAGAUGAGCCGGGGAAGGGAGGCUUCUGGCAGAUCGACCCUCAGUACGCCGACAUGUUCGUCAACGGCAUCUUCAAGCGCAGGAGGAUGUCUGCCAACCACUAUGGCGGCGCUGCAGCAAGGCAGAGCAAGCUGGUGGAGGGUUUCCCUGGCAGCUGUCCUCACCAGGCGGGCGCCAAGCGGAAGCAGCUGUCCUCCACCGACCACACCAAGCUGAUGCGCUCCACAGAGUCCCCGCUUCUCGCCAUGGAGGCCAACAGAGUAGACAUCCUGAAGGGGGACUUUGACCUGGGGUCCGUGUUCGAUGACGUUCUCGGCGGGGGCUGCAGCACCUUCGAGGAUCUGGACCUGAACACGGCGUUGAGCUCGCUGGGCUGCGAGGUGGAGGCGUCCAUGAACGGCCGGCAGCACGCCGCGGGCCCGGGGCGGUGGUGCGGCGGCGCGGAUGUGACCCACUACCCGUCCUACAGCUACCUGGACCUGAGCGACGCCGCCAUGGACGGCACCGUCGGCAUGUCGCAGCCGCUGCAGCAGGACCAGCUGCUGCAGGGACAACACCAGCUGCAACAUCUGGACGAGUCGGCCACGCUGUUCGGCGAGCAGCCGGCGGACGCCACGCUGCAGCCGUGGGAGGAGAUUAAAGAGGAGCCGCAUGUCAUUCCCCUGACCCUUGACCCGGGCUUCGGCCUUUACGAGGGCUUCUUCACCGAGAUGCAGCAGUGGGAGCGAGCGGACAGUUUCCUGUGAACUCAGAUGUCCGUCCAGUCAUGAGAAGAGUCCAACCGCUGGGUCGGCUCAAUGAAACGUAAACCAGCUACUCAUCUCAUCUCCUCUAAUCCGAUCCAGCAACCACUGAAUUAUUCAUUCACACUGAUGAGCCAUUAUGAACACGGAGCUGACUGAGCAGGUCUUCAUGUCUCUGGAACCGGUUCCUUUGGGUCAGGUGUCAGAUCCCAUCAGAUCAGAAUUUGGGGAGUAAAGUCAUCAUGCUGAUGUUCAUCUUCUUCUAGCCUUUAAUAAGUGAUUUUCUGCAGCCGGGUUCAUUGUGUGCCAUUUUGUUCCAAUCUACUUUCAUUUCAUACCUGUAAGCACUUCAUUUGUUUCCAUCUACUUAACUAAUGCAUAUCAGUGUAUUUUUCUUUAUAGUUGUCUGUUUUAAUAAAUAAUACAGAUAAAUA